Vigna radiata var. radiata (mung bean) is the source of this 3534-nucleotide messenger RNA. RefSeq names its product myosin-7. The record is from RefSeq and is a predicted model, not a curated record. Gene Ontology annotation, biological process: actin filament organization; vesicle transport along actin filament. Gene Ontology annotation, cellular component: vesicle; myosin complex; cytoplasm. NCBI's taxonomy places the organism in Eukaryota, Viridiplantae, Streptophyta, Magnoliopsida, Fabales, Fabaceae. The transcript is spliced from 27 exons. Gene Ontology annotation, molecular function: ATP binding; microfilament motor activity; actin filament binding. Bases 1 to 3534 code for a protein of 1177 amino acids.
AUGAAGAUUGGAAGAUUCAAAUGGGAGUCACCCCGGGAAAGUGGCGUUGCAGAAGAGGCUUCACAAUCACGUGGCUUUUCACAAGAAGAUGAUCCAACCUAUGCUAACCCCUCCUCUGCAACUAUCUCCCUCUAUUCUCUUCUCUUGCUUCUGUCUCACUCUUUUCCUUCUAUGUCUCAAGCCAAUUGUCUGGCUGAUCAAGUCAAUUUUGUAGUGGGGUCCCAUGUUUGGGUAGAGGACCCUGAGUUAGCUUGGAUAGAUGGAGAAAUUCAGGAAUCUAACAAAGACGAGGUCACGAUCCUUUUUGAAUCGGACACGAGGGUUUUGAGAAAAUCCGCUAACAUGUAUCCCAAAGAUCCAGAAUUCCCACUUGCUGGUGUGGAAGAUAUGACAAGACUGGCAUAUCUGCAUGAACCAGGACUUCUUCAGAAUUUGCAAAUUCGAUAUUCCAUAAAUGAGAUUUAUACAUACACGGGAAGUAUAUUGAUAGCUGUAAACCCUUUUCAAAAGUUACCUCAUUUGACUGGAACUAGUACCAUGGAAAAGUAUAAAUGUGCGGCCUUUGGUGAGCAGAGCCCGCACCCUUUUGCUAUUGCAAGUUCUGCAUAUAGAAAGAUGAUAAACGAAAAAAGAAACCAAUCUAUUUUGGUUAGUGGAGAAAGUGGAGCUGGAAAAACUGAAAGUACAAAGAUGCUUAUGCAGUAUCUUGCUUUUAUUGGAGGGAGAGCAGAAACUGAAGGACGGUCUGUGGAGCAACAAGUUCUCGAGUCCAAUCCAGUUUUAGAAGCAUUUGGCAACGCAAAGACAGUUAGGAAUAAUAAUUCUAGUCGUUUUGGUAAGUUUGUGGAGAUUCAGUUUGAUCAAAAGGGGAGAAUUUCAGGAGCUGCUAUCAGAACAUAUUUGCUGGAACGAUCCCGUGUUUGUCAAGUUUCUGAUCCUGAGAGAAACUAUCAUUGCUUUUAUAUGCUGUGUGCUGCACCAAAAGAGGAAUCUGGUAAGUACAAACUGGGAGAUCCAAGAAAAUUCCAUUACCUUAAUCAAUCAAAUAGCAUUGAACUGGAUGGGUUGGAUGAUUCUAAGGAGUACUUUGCAACUAAGAGAGCUAUGGAGAUUGUUGGGAUCAGCUCUGAGGAGCAGGAUGCUAUAUUUCGAGUAGUAGCUGCAAUACUUCAUUUAGGAAACAUUGAUUUUGUUAAGGGAGUGGAAGAGGUGUUUGAUUCCUGUCAGCCCAAGGAUGAAAAAUCCUAUUUCCACCUAAAAACCGCAGCUGAGCUUUUGAUGUGUGAUGAGAAGUCCCUUGAAGAGUCUUUCUGCAAAAGUAUUAUAAUGACUCGUGGUGACACCAUAACAAAAUCACUUGAUCCAAAUUCUGCAGCUCUCAGAAGAGAUUCAUUAGCUAAAAUAAUUUAUUCAAGGCUUUUUGACUGGAUUAUGUGCAAGAUAAACGACACUAUUGGGCAAGAUCCAAAAUCAAACAGUUUGAUUGGAGUUCUAGAUAUAUAUGGAUUUGAGAGUUUCAAAACCAACAGCUUUGAGCAAUUCUGUAUCAAUUUGGCAAAUGAGAAAUUACAGCAACAUUUCAACCAGCAUAUCUUCAAAAUGGAGCAAGAGGAAUAUAAAAGGGAAGAGAUUGAUUGGAGUUAUAUUGAGUUCGUGGAUAAUCAAGAUGUUAUUGAUCUCAUAGAGAAGAAACCAGUUGGCAUUAUUUCUCUCCUGGAUGAGGCCUGUAUGUUUCCAAGAUCAACGCACGAAACAUUUGCUGAAAAGCUGUAUCAAACCUUCAAAGGCAACAAACGCUUCAACAAGCCAAAGUUCUCUCGCACUGACUUCACCAUUAAGCAUUAUGCUGGUGAUGUUACUUAUCAAACUAAUCUUUUCCUCGAUAAAAAUAAAGACUACGCUAUUCCAGAGCAUGCUGACAUACUCAAAGCCUCCAAGUGCUCCUUUGUUUCAGGGUUGUUCCCUCCUUUACCUGAGGAUGCUACAAAAUCGAAAAAGUUCUCUUCAGUUGCCACUCAGUUUAAGCUACAACUGCAAUCUUUGCUUGAAACACUAAAUGCUACCGAGCCACACUACAUUCGUUGUGUAAAGCCAAAUCAUCUUCUGAAGCCAGGGAUAUUCGGGAACAAAAUUGUGUUGCAGCAGCUUCGAUGUGGAGGAGUAAUGGAGGCAAUUCGGAUAAGUUGUGCUGGAUAUCCCACUAGAAAGAAAUUUGAUGAAUUUGUUCAGAGGUUUAGCAUCCUGGAACCUGAGGUUAUGAAAGAAUGCCCUAAUAGGAAGACUGCUUGCAAGAGGAUUCUAGAUAGAGUGAAUCUUAAAGAUUAUCAGAUUGGAAAGACAAAAGUGUUUCUGAGAGCAAGUCAAAUAGCAGAACUAGAUGCAUGUCGUGCAGAGGUCCUGGGAAGAUCUGCAAGUGUCAUUCAGAGGAAAGUCCGCACUUUUCUCUGUCAGAAACAGUUCAUCUCAUUGCUGUUGUCUACCAUAGAACUUCAAAGGGUUGUGAAAGGACAACUCGCACGAAAUCAGUAUGAAUGCAUGAGGAGAGAAGCAGCUUCUUUGAAAAUUCAGAAAGAUUUCCUAAUGCAUGUUUCCAGAAAAGCUUACAAAAGAAUUUAUGCCUCAGCUAUUUAUAUUCAAAUUGGUUUGAGAGGGAUGGUUGCUAGAAAUGACCUUAGAUUCAGAAAACGAUCACAAGCUGCAGCUGUUAUACAGGGUCUAUAUAGAGGUUAUACUGCUCGUACUUAUUUCCAGAGGUUAAAGAAAGCAACAAUUUUCGUAGUGUGUUCCAGAAAGAGAACAAUGGCUCGGAGAGAACUUCGAAAGCUUAAAAUGGCUGCCAAAGAAACAAAGGCACUUGAAGCUGCAAAAAAUAAUCUGGCAAAGAAAGUCAAAGAUUUAAUUUCGUUUCUAGAGGAAGAGAAGACAAUGAGGGUUGAUAUUGAGGAAGCUACGACACAAGAAAAUGAAAAACUACAACGUGCUUUGCAAGAGAAGGAGGUACAGUUGGAAGCCAAGACACAAGAAAUUGAAAAACUAAAACAUGUUUUGCGAAAGAAGGAGGUUCAGUUCCAAGAAAUCAAGGAAGCCAAGAAACAGGAAACUGAAAAACUGCGGCUUGAUUUGCAAGAGAUGGAGUUUCAGUUCCAAGAAACUAAGGCAGUGCUCGCUGAGGAACUAGAGACUGCCAUGAAAGUAGUUGAACAACCUCAAACUGUGCAGGAACUGGUGAAUUCAUUCGAAAAGAAAAUUGAAAGGGAGUUACCUACAAAUGUUACUAAUGAUGAGUUGAAUAACCUUACUUUAGAAAAUAAACAUAUUAAGGAACGCAUUAAAUUGUUGGAAAAGAAAAGUACUUUACAAGAGUUUCCUGUUAAUCUUACGAACGAUGAGUUUAUCUAUAAGCUUAUUUCAGAAAAUGAACAUCUUAAGGAACAAAUUAGUUCAUUGGAAAAGAAAAUUACACCGGAUUUUCUUGUCAAUGCUGCUGACGCAAUCAAUAAAUUUGCAUCGGAAAAUGAACAUUUCAAGGUAUAA